UUUGAUCAUCCUUGGUUUAACAUUGCGCUGCGCAGAGCCUCCCAUUCCCUCGCCACGGAUCGUCAUGCUGGCACGUCGAGGACGUGCUUGCACGCGCCAUAGCUCCCUAUGGAGCGCUGCCAAUGAGGUGUUGCGUCCAUCGACUGCUCCACGAAGUGCUGCAUUCCACGCUCUACGAAGUGGCAGCUCGAGCUCGAAUCUGUGGCCGACGCUCUCGACGUUAAACCGCUCAGCGUUGACGUCACCGUCGCCUCUGGGCGCACGGUUCCUGUCUCAAAACCUCAUUAACCCUCACUACGAUGAAGACGUUGAGGUAGAAGCCAAGGACAACGAAAUUAAGGAACAAAAGCAGCGAGAGCGCAAGCCGCCGCGGGACACGCGUCUCAUCUCGCUGGAACGACUAGAAGACGAGUACAUGAUGCGCCUAACCGAGGCGCUGGAGACGUCGGAUGGAUCAGCUGCAUGGCGCACGGCAUUAGACAUUUUCCACGAGAUUCAACACGCCAAUGGACGUGGGCUGGGACUCGAAGUCGCCUCGUUUCUAGUGGAGGUGCUGGGUGCCAGAAGACGCAUGCAGGACUGUAUGCGUGUACUCGCAUAUGCGCGUGAGCAGGGCGUCCGCCCGCGUAUCCAGUCGUACUCGAGUGCUAUCGGCUGUUGCUAUAAGGAGGAAGAAUUCAGCCACGCAUUGCGCGUGUUCGAGGUCAUGCGGAAUGACGGGUACGUCCCUCAAACCGUGACCUACUCGCACGCGCUGUCGUCGGCACUCAAGGCCAGUCAGCAUGAGCUGGUGCUUGAGAUUUUCGACGAUAUGAUCAAGAACCGCCUGGACCUGAACAUCAUUAUCUACAACAACAUACUUAACAGUUGUGCGCGAGCAGCAGACGUGCAGAGCGCGCUGGGAGUGCUGCGCGCCAUUCGCCAGCGUCGACUAGAGAUGACGCAGGCCACAUACCAUUCGCUUGCUAUUUGCGCCGGCAAGACCGGCAAGUGGGAGUUGGCACUGGAUGCGAUGGACACCAUGCAGCAGAACGGGUUCGAGCCCACACAGACCAUCUUCAACUCGGUCUUCUCUGCGUGUGCCAAGGGCAAGCAGUGGGACACAGUAGUGGAAGUGUAUGAACAGAUGCCCGACGACCUCCGUGAAAACCUACGUGGCGUAUACCUUGGUGCGGUUAUUAUGGGUCACGCUAAGGCCGAGAAGGAGGAGAUCAAGCUGCGUGGACUGGAGAUUUUUUACAAGUACAAGGAGCGCCGAUCCAAGGAUGACCAGCUCAACUUAUUCUCCUAUAACGCCGCUCUUAUCGCUUUACUGGAGACCAACCAGCUUGAAAAAAUGCAUCCGCUAGCCAACGAAAUGAAGAAACAGGGGAUGAAGUGGGAUACCGUGACCUAUCAGUGCAUCAUCCUGUCGUACAUUCGCGGCGGCGCAGUGGAGACUGCGGUGCAAAUGCUGCAGAAGAAUGCUAAACGCAUGGGCAAGACCACCAUGUGCUACCGUGAAGCCAUCAAUUUCUACGAUGAAAAACGCAAGAACACUCGCGAGGCCGUGCGUCUUACCAUGCAGAUGAUGCAGAUGAACAAGCGUCUGAGUCGUCUUGACUGGCAUAACGCCUUGCGGAUUGCGCUGCAGCUACCCGAGCGCGCGCCGUACUGGAAUUUCCGCAAGUGGAUGGACAUUCGCGCCAAGAGUAUCAUAAAGGGCGUGCCGCCGCACCUCAUGCUGCCCAAGCACGCGGACCAGCAGCGUUCACUCCUGCAAGAAGACGCGUCGAGCGAAGAGGAACCUGAGAAGAAACAGCAUCAGACCAAUUAUCAUCCGCGUAAACGCCAACAGAACGGCAGGAAGCCUCAUGUCGAUCAAGAAAAGUUCCUGUAAGACGUUACUUAAGUAGACCAUUUGCCUAUAUCCCGUAACCAGCUUUGUCGCCUGUUGCUUUCAUCUAUUUACCAC
Phytophthora nicotianae INRA-310 is the source of this 1954-nucleotide messenger RNA. RefSeq lists its product as hypothetical. The coding region runs from base 65 to 1879 and encodes 604 amino acids. The record is from RefSeq and is a predicted model, not a curated record. NCBI's taxonomy places the organism in Eukaryota, Oomycota, Peronosporomycetes, Peronosporales, Peronosporaceae. Gene Ontology annotation, molecular function: protein binding. The transcript has a single exon.